AGAGAAAAAUUCCCAGUGAGCACGUGACACUAUAGAUACAGUUAUAAACGUCGAGUUAUUGUUCAUAGUUCAUAUAGUAUGUGUUGAGUGAGGUAUCCGGGUCUUAAUGUCUGAUCUCUGCCGUCCACUUUGCUUUCGUCUCCGUGAAUGGUGAUGCACCGAUUACACCAAGCCCUCAGGAGAGAUGUUUUGGUUCAUGCAAGGAAUGUGCUUUUUACCUACUUUUCUGGUAAUCUGGUCAUCGAGUACGUUCAUUAUAUCUUACAUCAUCGCUUUAUUCCGACGAGAUGUUGAUGUUAUCCUUCCUUAUAUUAGUGACACAGGGGCCACUCCACCGGAGAGCUGUGUGUUUGGAUUCAUGUCGACGAUCACCGCCUUUGCAGCCUUUGCUACUAUGUAUGCUGAAUAUAAAUUUGUGGAGAGAGUCCAUGAGAGAACCGGCGCCGUGUCCCCUUGUCUGAACAAGGUUGCUUUUGCUUUUGGCUUCGUCUCUUGUGUCGGCAUGUGUUUGGUGGCUACAUUUCAGGAGACGACGGUGAUGCCAGUCCAUGAUUUCGGUGCUUUACUAUUUUUCUUAUCUGGGGUUAUAUAUGCUGUCAUUCAGAGUGUGAUAUCGUACCAAGGUCUUCCUUAUGGAUGUUCUAUGACUAUUUUCCGUUUCCGUGUGUUCUUCGCUGGACUGGCUGCUCUAGUUGUAUUACCCACAAUUUUUUGUGCAAUUCCUGUCGGAACAAGCAAACUUCACUGGGACACCAAUGAUAAGGACUACUCACUACAUAUAGUGAGUGUCGCAUGUGAAUGGAUCACUACUUUCAGUUUUGUCUUCUUCUUUUUAACAUACAUCAGAGAGUUCCAGCAAUUCACACUGAAACUGACUGUUAAUUUAAUGGAGUAUUCCUGACCGUGACAUCAUACCGUUACAGAAUGUUUCACUGUUUUUGUGCAUUUUUAAUAGAAUUGUAUUUUUAUACAACUUACUACCUUUUUCAUGUUGAAAGAUCUGCUAAAGUACUGUGUAAUCAUUGGCAGUGUAUAUUUUGUAGCUUGUGUUUUGUUCUAGAAAAAGGGCUUAAACAUGUACUUGAAAUGUAAUAUAACCACUUAAUGCCAAACAAUUUAUAAAAGCUGCCUCAUAUUGAUUCUUAUUUUAGAAAGCAUUUAUGAUCAGCCAAGACAGAAUAGUUGAGCAAACUCUUAUUCGCAUUACUGUCAAUCCCCCUUUGCUUUGGUUAUAGUUUGAGCUUCUUGCUUUAUGUUGUUUUACUCCAUAAUCAUUCUGAAAAUGCAGUGCAGCUGAAAGUGAGCAACAGGUGUGUUUUAAUCUUGCACUUUAUGAAGUGGAAUAUGAAAAAAGUCCAUGCUUGCACAAUGUGUGUCUGACUUUGUAAUUUUGAAAUAAAAUCACAUGAUGAUGUUGUGCAUGA
Molecule: messenger RNA, 1424 nt
Organism: Cyprinus carpio (common carp)
Lineage: Eukaryota; Metazoa; Chordata; Actinopteri; Cypriniformes; Cyprinidae
Product: DNA damage-regulated autophagy modulator protein 1
Biological process (GO): regulation of autophagy
Cellular component (GO): lysosome
Source: RefSeq, a predicted model, not a curated record